AUGGAUAACUUACAUACAACAUAUGCAGCAGGAAAUAUAUCAACAGUACCAUCAACAAUAUCAACAUCAUCCGAUUUUCAUCCUCAAUCACAAUAUCAUCAACGACAGCAACAGCAACAAAAACAAGCGGAAUAUAAAUUAACAGCUGAUAAUAAUAUUACUGUUACAAAUGAUACAGUAGAUAUCAACGAUACAGUACAAUCAUCACAUGUGAUACAAUCAGCAUUAUUAAAUACUACUGGUAUCAAUAGCGAUCGUCGAGUUUUUUUCCAAGACGAAUUACGUGAAAUUGAACCUGUUACAACUGGGCUACAAUCAACUACUGAGGUGUGUUAUUAUCAAACAUUAUCAGCUACAGCAAAAAAUAUUCCUGAUAUUGGUGAUACUUAUUGUGAACAACAAGAACAUCUCAUAUUUUUGUCUGAUCAAAGUUCACGAUCAACAAGUAGUGAUGUUAGUUAUUCGUAA
Acanthocheilonema viteae is the source of this 468-nucleotide messenger RNA. Lineage: Eukaryota; Metazoa; Nematoda; Chromadorea; Rhabditida; Onchocercidae. The record is from the annotation of a GenBank genome assembly.